Messenger RNA from Kuraishia capsulata CBS 1993, 3636 nucleotides. RefSeq lists its product as uncharacterized. The coding region runs from base 1 to 3636 and encodes 1211 amino acids. The transcript has a single exon. Gene Ontology annotation, biological process: SREBP signaling pathway. Lineage: Eukaryota; Fungi; Ascomycota; Pichiomycetes; Pichiales; Pichiaceae. The record is from RefSeq and is a predicted model, not a curated record. Gene Ontology annotation, molecular function: sterol binding; protein binding. Gene Ontology annotation, cellular component: endoplasmic reticulum membrane; Golgi membrane.
AUGGAUUCAAACUUGGAUUUAACAGGUCUUUUCCGUCAAUACCAAGGCAAAUUGUUGUCUUGGUACACAUCUUUGGUGCUGCUCAUAACCAGACAACAAUCGAAGUUCAUACUGUGGCCAGCCUCGAUAGUCUUUGUGAUAUCCUAUCCUGCGCUUUACUCGUUCGUGUCGCAGAUACCGCACUCCUCAACCGCGUCUACAUCUAACCUUGUCGAUGUGUUAGCUUUGAAUAACUCGACUGACUUUGGGUUCGAAUCGAGACAGGUGUGGAUACAGCCGAGCCUCGAAACGAUACCGCAGGAGGGAUACGCCCUAACAAAGAAGUUUCUGAUGGAUUCUCUCGAAGUUCAAACAAGUCUACUGGAAGGCAUAGAUCUUAACCAGGGGCUGUUGCAUAGUGUCUUUGAAUUCUGGAAUAAUGACCUAGAUGUGUUGAACAGCAGUCAGAACCUUCUAAGAACUGUCCAAAAACACGAUAACUCGCACCUCGAGCAUGACGGGAUCCUCGCUGGGAUAGUGCGGGUUGAUGGUGUUGUUAUCAGUGCUGAAGCUCUUAAAAUAUCGUUGAUAUUUGAGAAAGGAUCCAAGAUAGGAUCCCAAUGGGAUGAAAACGUCUCCAAAUUUCAAUCUCAAAAGUUCACGUUGCUGACGCCCAGUUCCUCUUCCAAUCGUAUUUACGAGUUCAAGUACAUACCGUUUGCAUAUUUCGGGUUCACGCUUUGCAACAUUUCCUAUCUUCUUGUGAUAAUUUAUGUGGUCAUGUCCAUUUCGAACGUCCAGUCGGUCAAAUCCAGAGUUGGUUUACUUGUGGCUUUUGUCGUGGAGAUAGCACUUUCACUGCUUUCUUCAGCAACAAUUACAUCCUAUUUUUUUACAGAAUUGGAUCUAAUGGAGGUUCCGAUGCAGAUAUUGGCUUUUGUGGUCAUAAUUGUUGGAUUGGAGAACAUGUUUCGUCUGAUCAAUGCUGUUUCCCAGACCUCGGAAGAUCUGCCCAUGAACAGGAGAUUUGUGGAUGCCUUCAUCACGCAGAGCUAUCUCUCCACUAUAAUUGUAGUGGUGGAUGCUUUUCUUCUCCUGGGUCUGGUGCCUUUGUUUAUAGGAGCUGGAAAGUCGACACUGCAAUUCUGUCUCUUUGCCUCUCUCGCUAUCCUUAUUGACCACUUCAUGCACUUGACUUACUUCACGAGUGUACUGUACAUAGACAUGAGGAGGAUGGAGUUGGAGGACCUGAUUCAAGAGCAAAGUAACCACAAACCUCCCAAGACUUUGCUCCAGAGAUCGAAAUUGGAUUCGGUCAAGCGUGCGAUGGAAACCUACAUAGGGAGGGCCCAGCUUCCUUUAACUACGACGGUGACAGGUUCUGUUGUUUGCGCGCUGUUUUUGCUUUUUGCCAAUAUUACCUGGAUGGGACGUGAGGUGGUGGAUUCGUCUUCUGUUAAUUUGAUCCCCUCGGGAUUCCAGUAUGCUUUUGAGGAUACCACGAAGAAAAUCCCAUGCACCACACGUUAUGUGCCGUAUUUUCUGUCUAAGAAAGCACAUGCGUACGAAAUGCUCAAGUUUUUCGAUAGGAAAACAAUAGCGCUAUCCGUCUCUGAACCGGUGGUAAUUGCUUACUCAAGUUCUCUGAGCGGCUCUGUUGCAUUUGACUUAUCAACAGUCUACAAUUACGAUAUCUACUAUGUUCUGGAGUUUGCCGCGUGUUUGAUUUUUAUCCUGUCCACUGCAGUCAUCAUCAUGAAGUACUCUUUGGAUAAGAAAGACAUCAGUCAACUCCAAGAAGAUCAGGAGGAGGAGGGAGUUCUAGAUUCCAAUGGAAGGGCAUGUUUUCAAAGUAAGGAGCUUACCCGUGGUCAUUUCCUCGAUAUAGUGAGGAUUUCCACCUCUUCGUGUCCUUUCGUGGUGACUGUGGGGAUGGACCACAAAGUUUUGGUUUGGUCCCCACUAAGCUUGCCACUGCCCAUGCCCUCUCAAUUGCCUGUUAGUGGUAAGCUUUUGCCCAUAAUCGAUGUUAUUCUCUCGAAUUCAGGUGGUUUCAUUGUUAUAGUGAGCAAAUCGGGAGUUCUAAAGUGCUGGUCGAGACUCACUAUGUCCUGGAUUUGGACCAUUCAGAUUGACGCAUUAAAGAACGGGCGAGCAUUGGAGUAUUUCUUCAGAAAGAGAACCAAAUCGUCGGUUGGGUCGAGAAGAUUGCGAGUUUCCAGGCCUUCGAGGCUGUCUACAGUUGAGUCCAACGAAACUAUCAACGAGACUACAAAAGAGGCAGACACUCAGAAGGCGCUUUCUCCUCAAAGACAAUCCAGGAGCAUAGACACUAACAGCAUGAUCCAGCAAAUAAGGUCCAUGUCUAUUGAUUCUGCUUACGAUAGAAGCAACAACCUGAAAGCGCUAAGCGAGAAUACAAAGAAGGACUUCAUCACUGUGCUUCCAGACGGAACGAUCUACGUGAUCUCUUGCGAGGAUGGAUCUGUUACAAAAUUUGAUGCCUCAUCCCAACCACUGGUUUGUGCCAAAAAACUGAUAUCUCCAAGGGUUAAUGACAGACUAGUAUGUCUGACGGCUGAUGGAACACUGGUUGUAGGCACCGUUAUCAACAACAAGUGGAAAAUCAGAAAAGUACAUAUCCAAAAAGAGAGCUACAAUUCUGGUAAGAGUCUCACCACACCUGCAACUCUGUCUAGAACAUCUUCUAUGGAUUACCAAUCAUAUUCGCAGUUUCAGGCUUUCAAGCAUACUGCUCCCAGUCUCGACUCAACAACUCCACCAUCAGUUGAGAAAAAGGACUAUUCUUCUGCGGAGAUCGCAACUGUGCCAUUUGUGGGGAUGGUCGUAUGUGCUCAUGGGACUAAAGCUGAUCUCAUUGACGUUCAAACAGGCACUUUGAUGAAAACUUUUGAAAUUUCCGAGUUCAAGAAAGGGACCUUCAACGUCUUCCAUCCGGAUCCAUACCAUUGCAGAUUCUGUGGAUGUGCGUCCGUUUCGUCGUUCUCGUUAGCAUACAUUGAGAAGGAUUCAAAAACGUUGGUAUUGCACACGUUCUCGAUCGAUAACCGUGCCAAGAACAAUAUCUGCCUACGUGUGGAACGUGAUCCUAGAGAAACACGUUGUCUUGGUUUCGAUUCUGUUUCGGAACACCAGUAUUGUUCCAGCAAUGUGGAAGGCUGGUGUACCACUGAUCUCAACAUGUUGAUUGGAGUUAGAAAGAAGAACGUCGAGGAUAUACCCAGCACAAGAGAGGCUGGUCUCAGGAAUAGGAAGUUGCACCGCUCAUCGUCAACCAAAAUUCCCUCCCUCAGUGAUAUCUGGGAGGGUUGGACAUUAUCUGCAACAGGAAAGACCAGAACUUUCGAGAUUCCCAACGGCACAGACCAAGGGCUUUUGAUCAAAUCUAUUGGUCCAGUUGCCAAAUUUGGUCACAAGUCGAUCAUUUGCUCAUUUGGAAACGUCAUGAAGAUCCUUUAUCUGGGUAACGAUAAUCUCAUAGAAGAAGGAGAUUUGGAUAAAGAGGGAAUAUCUGGUCUUUCCAGUAAUGAGAACUCCACUGCCCUUUCAUUUAUCAACAGACGUCGCAAGAUGACUCUCAAAAAGUACAAUCUGACUCACUCUACAAAGUUCAAUGACCCGCUUGACGCUGAUUGA